UGUCGCGGUGCCCGGCCGUCGUGCGGUACUUAUUGUCCGUCGUCGUCGUCGUUGUGAUCGGGAGAGCGAAAGGGACAUUGGCAGCACUGACGAUGCUCCUUUCCAGAUGGUAUCUCCGGUGACUAAUACGCGACUCGACUGUACAUACGUGCAUACUCCACUAGCGUGCAUCACCACGGUGAGGAGGAGCGUUUUAAACAGGCCGUAUCUCGUGCAGCGCGUGAAAUGAGCAUUCCCUGAGUCCGCGACAAUCCAAGAAAUAAUCAGAGAGAAGUAAUACAAGCUACAACUUGUGUUGAGAAACUGCAUCAUGACAGAAUACAAGCUUGUGGUAGUUGGAGCUGGAGGUGUUGGAAAAUCAGCGCUCACCAUCCAGCUGAUACAGAAUCAUUUUGUCGACGAAUAUGACCCUACCAUCGAAGACUCAUAUCGAAAACAAGUGGUGAUCGAUGGCGAGACGUGCCUUCUAGAUAUAUUAGACACAGCUGGACAAGAGGAAUAUAGUGCAAUGAGAGAUCAGUAUAUGAGAACAGGAGAAGGAUUCUUGUUAGUGUUUGCUGUGAACUCGGCUAAAAGUUUCGAGGACAUUGGAACGUAUAGGGAACAAAUAAAACGAGUGAAAGAUGCGGAAGAAGUACCAAUGGUGUUAGUAGGAAAUAAGUGUGAUCUUCAGCAGUCUUGGGCGGUAAACAUGGGUCAGGCGAGAGAGGUCGCGCGACAGUAUGGUGUGCCAUUUGUAGAAACUUCCGCGAAAACGAGAAUGGGCGUAGACGAUGCAUUUUAUACCUUGGUCAGAGAAAUACGGAAAGAUAAAGAACGUACAGGUAAACCAUCUGGCAGUAGCGGGCAUAAGAAGCGUCGAUGCUGUCUUUUAUAAGUCUUUGGAUAACACCAAUAUACUUUUACUCGACUACUACGACUACUACAACGCAGAAAUAGAAUAUAAAAAGCCUUACAUUAUGUUCACGGUGCACAAACAUUUACAGCUUAUUCUAUAGACUAUUGUAAUGAAUUGCAAGCACAAUUUUUUCUAUACAUUGAGAAAGAAGAACAAAUUACCUAAUAGUACGUUUUUACUAAUGGGCUUACGUUGCAUAUAAGAUGUUUACUUGGCAGCUUACUUGCCAUAUAAUUCUUACUUGAAGCGUCUUAACCCUUGAUUGAAAGAAUGAUAUUCAUUUUUUUUUUAAUUACAUAUAUCUAACGUUGGCAUAAAUAGACAUUGAAUUUUGUAUAUAUGCUUAUAUAUGAUUGCAAAAUUACAAUUAGUUUGCAAAUAUUACACCAAAUUUGACGCUAAUAUUUGUAUUAACAAAUGUUGGAUUCUGUCGUCUGUAAUGCAGAAAAUUUAUUAUAAAACGAAUAGAUCGUGAUGACAAAGCAUGAACAUGUGGCAUGAAAUGUGACAUGUAUAUAUUACAAGUAGGUUAUUUAAAUAAUAUUUAGUUGAUAUAUGCCAUUAAUCACGUGUUGCACUAAUGAAUUUUAAUCAAACAGCAAUAUUAGUAAAAUAAAAUUAUUCGAGUGAACGAAUUGUUUUGUAACUUGUGAAUUAAGUUUUGUAUUAUUGCCAUUUUGUAGAUCAAAUACUUGCCAAGCAAUUAAAAUUAUUAUUCUAAAGAAGAAAAAAGUUCUGAAUCACGAAACGUAUCACAAACUUAAUUCAUUAUGUGCUGUGAUUAGAUAUUCUUAAAUAUAUCAAGUUAGUUAAGUGUACUGUGAUUAAGUCUGCAAUUUUUAAAUAAGACUUUAUUUGAUAGUUAUAUAUAUAGGGGAAGACGUGGAGGAGGGAGAGUACACGACAUAACUAAACUGUAUUCUCUAUCUACGUAAUUCAUUUUUUUGGUACAAUUUGGAGGUAGACGUAAAUCAAAUAAAUAUUGUAUACCAUACCAAAAUAAAGUUGCAUGCCGACUAAAUUUAAACAGGA
Wasmannia auropunctata (little fire ant) is the source of this 1930-nucleotide messenger RNA. It is a transcript of the gene Ras85D, whose product is annotated as GTPase HRas. Gene Ontology annotation, molecular function: GDP binding; GTP binding; GTPase activity. Bases 311 to 877 code for a protein of 188 amino acids. Lineage: Eukaryota; Metazoa; Arthropoda; Insecta; Hymenoptera; Formicidae. Gene Ontology annotation, biological process: epidermal growth factor receptor signaling pathway; Ras protein signal transduction. The record is from RefSeq and is a predicted model, not a curated record. The transcript has 5 exons. Gene Ontology annotation, cellular component: plasma membrane.